Rodentolepis nana is the source of this 1896-nucleotide messenger RNA. NCBI's taxonomy places the organism in Eukaryota, Metazoa, Platyhelminthes, Cestoda, Cyclophyllidea, Hymenolepididae. The record is from the annotation of a GenBank genome assembly.
AUGGCCAGUAUACAGAACACUUUCGAUCUUCGCAAUCCCUACACCUCAUCAAGCAUGAUCAAUAGCCAAUCCAGUGUCUUUUCACAACCCUCCAGUCAAACCCCGCAGUCUACUCCUCAGCCUAUUCCUUCAGAACCAGACUAUCACAGUGGGGUGACUGAUUACUCAAUUUCCUCGUUUUCACGCAUUCCCUCAGCUUAUCCCUUGCAACAGCUCAUGCAACAGUCCUCAAAGGCUGCCAAUGAAAUGAGCUUCCAAAAAAGGCAAAAUCAGCCUGAUUUUCUCUCCGAUCUCUCUGGAUUUGUUGGCAAUGGAUGUGUUGGAAAUGGAGAAUUCGCCAAUUCACCUCUCCAAGCGGCAGCAGCUUUAGCAGCUCAGAGACCUCUAUACAGACCCUUCAACACUGAGGCCCCUUCUCCCCCACAAUCAGCAGGCAGACUUCGAAGUCCGCCAUUCAGUUCUGCAGGCAGUCUACCACCUCGAAGUUCAACCGAUGGUGAACAGACCCUUGGUGACUCAAAAUCAUUAGGAGCCCUUUUGCGAGAAAUCGCUGGAGUUCCAGCUUCAAAUUCUACAGGAAAUAUGAAUUCACUGAGGCAAGGAUCUGGUAGAAUUGGAGAUAUGCCAAGAUACGACAACCCUAGUAUAUCAGGAUUUGGAGGUAUAGCAGAUCAAUCUUUGCUUGGACAGCAACAUCCAUCAGAAGGAUUUCUCGACACUCUGACGAGUGGAACCCCUGGUCGUUUACCUCCCCCACCUCGUAGUCUAUUCCACUCACCUGGAAAUGGGCUUCAACACCAUCAUGGUGGAAUGAUGUCCCCAGUCAUUCCCCCACCAUCUCAUCAACCACCUCAACCACCUUCUGGACAUCAACAAUACUUCGGACAUCCAGGGAGUCAACCCCAAUCACACGGUGGACCCCCGCCACCUCCAGGUCUUUUCCAGACUCCCAGAAUCGCCAAUAGCGUUCAUGCAGCCGCUGCUGCGGCUCUAGCUUUAGGGAACGGAUCUGGGCCAAUGGGCCCGAUCCCAGCUCCUGGUGAUCCAACAAAUCGUCUUGGUCCACCGCCGUGUUUCAUGCCCUCUUCAAUGAUGCCGGGUAAUGGUGACGAGGAUGAUACACCUCGGGGGAGGAAGAAGAGGAAACCUUAUACGAGAUAUCAAACUAUGGUACUGGAGAACGAGUACCUUGUGGCAACUUACAUUACUCGUCAAAAGCGCUGGGAAAUCUCGUGCAAGCUUCAUCUCACAGAACGUCAAGUGAAAGUGUGGUUUCAGAACCGACGCAUGAAGAGCAAGAAGCUUCAAGCUCGCGCGCCAAAUUUGAACAGCGCAAACAAUAAACACGAUGCAAGUGGCAAUGAUGAUGGGGGACAUGGUGGGCAGGGAGGAGAAGGUGGAAACGGAUCACGCAGCGGAUGUCCUAGUACUGUUUCGAGCUUGGAUUCUGGAGCCCCUUCACAGCAUCCAAGUGCACUCCCACCUCCAUAUAGCAGCGGCGGGCCGGGAAAUUACCCUGGAAAUCCGGGGCCGUUUCACUUUUCGUCCAGCAUGAAAAUGGAUCCUAGUAAGAGUCCUGGGCAACAGUCUGACGGAAAGGACUCCGUGAAUAAUGACUUUGCACCCUCGGCGAAUAGCACUCAACUUUCGGUUAUCAACCCUUUCGAACCACCAAAACUACAGCCACCUCCACCAGUUCAAGGUGGGCCAUUUGAUCCCUCCAGGAGGUUCAACAUGUCCUACCCAGAUGGGAUUCAUAUGCCACCUCCCCCACCACCUUUCAACUCAAGUUCUGUUGGUGGAGCAGCUCCAUUUCAGUUGCCCCAAUUCUUACAACAUCCUCAACAACAACCGCAACAACAAAAUCAGCAGCCACCGAGAACUAGAGAAGUUUAG